ACUUUCCCCUCAAUUUCUGCACAAUCGUUCAGAAUGUCUAAGUUGUUUUAUAUCAUUUGUUCCCAUAACACUGGUGGGUUUAACUUGAUCGACACUCGGCUUGUGAGACGUAUAGCCCACGCAAAGCCUAAACCCACGCGAACACAGGCAUCAACUAAAAACGCACACAACCGAGAUUGUGCGCAAAAACUCAAGGCUGGACCAAACCGACGUCCCGCCCACAGAAGCCCGAUCUCUGCACCUGCCCCGCGCGCGCAGCAGCCACUCACUGCGCAAAGCACUUCCCACAACAACACGUACCUGCUGCCUCGUACCUGCUCCACAUUUAUUCAUGUCAGAAAGCACCACCGGCCACCACCAUGUGGACGAGGCGUGAGAGCAGAAAUUAAAGGACUUGCCUGAAGUCAGUUUUUGCGGUGACUGAGUUUCUUGCCCUCUGGAUAUGUCUGUACACCUAAUCUGCGGGAGUCAAGUCAUGUUUCACAUGCGCUCAGCAUGGAUCCACUACAAGUGACGCGCUCGCAUGGAUAUUAUUCGUCGUAACCUGUAGCUUUGGACGUCUGCUUCACCAUAUACAUCCAGAUCAAGUUUCUCUGACCGCUUCUGCUGGAUUGCCGGUUUGUGAUUGCAGCUAUGGGAGAGAUCGGGACGCUUUUACAGAGCCUGGAGGCUUUCGGACAGGUCGGAUCACAGUUCUUCCUACCGCCUCUAGGAGAAAACCUCGGGCUGCCGAAUGAUCGUUUAGUUCCAGCAGAGAGACUGUCACGGAGCACCUCCGCGGAUCUAACGCACUUGAAAGGGAUCCUGCGGAGAAGACAGUUGUACUGCAGGACCGGAUUUCACCUUGAAAUACUCCCGGAUGGCAGCGUGCAGGGCACGAGAAAGGACCACAGUCGAUUUGGUAUUUUGGAAUUCAUAAGCCUUGCAGUUGGAUUAAUAAGCAUCCGUGGAGUGGACAGUGGUCUCUACCUUGGGAUGAAUGACAAGGGAGAACUUUAUGGCUCUGAGAAACUCACAGCAGAAUGUGUCUUCCGCGAGCAGUUUGAGGAGAACUGGUACAACACAUACUCUUCUAAUCUCUACAAGCACGGGGAGAGAGGAGCGAGAUAUUUCGUGGCUCUCAACAAGGACGGCACGCCACGUGAUGGGACAAAAUCCAGGAGGCAUCAAAAGUUCACUCACUUUCUUCCGAGACCUGUGGACCCUGAAAAAGUUCCAGAACUUUACAAAGAAGUGCUCGGACACAGCUGAGACUAUCCCAAACGAGGGACGAGAAGGAUGCCUAGUUUCUGCUCUACAUGAGGUGGAGAUGCUAAAGUUCGGCCACGGAGUCCAAACCUGAGAAGUGCUCUGGAAAAUGCACGGGCCAGUACUGACGGUGAAGACCACAGUCUCGAAAGACUCCCUGCUUUUGGUGUCUUUGUUGCUGGUUGCAACUGACUAGUAGCAUAACGUGUCCAUGAAAACCAGAACUGAGGGUGUUGGAGGUUUUUAAACGUGGUGCUGCUUUGCUCUGGAAAUAUUCGAUAAGGGUUUAGAAGGACUUGAAGGAACAAUGAUGCUCAGAGAUGACAGAACUGGGACGAUGGAAAACGGGAGAUGCCAUCUCACAUGAUGUUAUUUAUACAGUUCUUGAUACACAUAUUUAUUGUAUGUAUUUAUUUAUUUGAAAAUAGAAAUAUAUAUUUUUACAUCUAAAAGUAGAUUUUGUUUUAUUAGACCAAACAGUAGAAGGUGCUUUGAAAUAGUGGCAAAGCUGUUCUUUUUAUAUUAUCACUGCUAUGAUAUUAUGGAGGUUAAGAAAGAUUGUGAUUUCCUAUUGCAAAUGUAUGAAGAAUGUCAUAAGACUCUGUGAUUUUAAUAGAUUUGUUUCAAGCACGAUUUCCCGGAAUGGCAUGCUGCACAGUAUAUUUUACAGGCCAUUAAAUCAAGUAUUAUCAUUAAAAAGCUUGUUUUGUUUGAUAUAAUUUCUUCUGAAAUUAUUAUUAUCUGGAAAACAUAAAAGGUCCAAUAGAGUUCUAACUUACAUGAUAACUAUAGAUAGUAAAUAAAUAAUGAAAACAAUAAUAAAGAUAUAAGGAAAGAAAGCAAAGAUUAAAUGUCAUCUUAUUAAUAGAAUAUUUCUUCUGUGGAUUUUUUGGCCAAUGCAAGUCAAAGCUGGUUUAUUACUAAUGUUCUGUAAAGUAUCUUCUUGAGUGUUUUGUAGAAGACAGAAGGUCACAGGUUUUUGGCUGAACUAUCUCUUUAAGAUGCUGUUUAGCUGAGAACCCGGGGUUGUCCUGCACUCAUCAGCAUCAAAGUUCUUUUGCGAGACCUUCUCAGGUAACAGCUGCACAAUGACUGAAUCUGAGCGAAAUAAAAACUGACCUUUUCUUUUGGGUCAAACCCAAAGUUAGAGUAAUCUCAGCUGAUGCUUAGUAAUGAUGCCUGCUAAAUACAUCAGGCAAAGUUAUAAAGAGAAACUGUAUCUGCUGUGCAGCCUGCAAGAGUAGUGAGAUUAAAAGAGCUCAAAUAGACUUUCAAAUAUUACUAUUUUAAUUCCUUCUAUAUAUAAGCCCCACUAGGCUUUCUGUUUUCUUUGAUAGAUGGUACCAGCAUUUUCACAUGAAACCAAGCAAGAAGCUCUGGGGAAGAUGAUAUGAGACUGAAACACCACGGGCUAAACCUUCCUGAAUGUUGUGUGACGGCUGAAUGAGACAUUUCCACAACGGUGACUAAAGAGGCACAUCUAUACACAGUUUCUAAACGGAUGAGAGGACAUUUUAUGUUGAAGCAUGAAGAUGUAGUCUGUGAUCUCAGUAACUCUGUGAUGGUGAGCCAGGCUCUGUCUUGAGAUGGGAGUGUACAUUUUACAGGAGUUACAAUGUGGGAUUUUCCCCAUCUUAUAACCGUGGAGUGAUUGUUAACAACAGACAUAUGAGGGUUGAGGAUAAGUGGGAAUAUAUGGGCUUCGCUCCAUUUUCAGAACUGAAAGACCAACAACUGCAAUAUUAAAAAAUCACAAGUGCUCUGAUUUAUAUUAUCGUAUACAAAAUUGAUUAAGUCUGUAAAAAAUGGUUUAAUAAAUAAAAAGGUCAA
Puntigrus tetrazona (Sumatra barb) is the source of this 3078-nucleotide messenger RNA. It is a transcript of the gene fgf20b, whose product is annotated as fibroblast growth factor 20b. The record is from RefSeq and is a predicted model, not a curated record. Gene Ontology annotation, molecular function: fibroblast growth factor receptor binding; growth factor activity. Gene Ontology annotation, cellular component: cytoplasm. The coding region runs from base 634 to 1251 and encodes 205 amino acids. The transcript is spliced from 3 exons. Gene Ontology annotation, biological process: regulation of cell migration; positive regulation of protein phosphorylation; positive regulation of cell population proliferation. NCBI's taxonomy places the organism in Eukaryota, Metazoa, Chordata, Actinopteri, Cypriniformes, Cyprinidae.